Messenger RNA from Clarias gariepinus (North African catfish), 3147 nucleotides. It is a transcript of the gene aopep, whose product is annotated as aminopeptidase O (putative). The transcript has 17 exons. Gene Ontology annotation, molecular function: metalloaminopeptidase activity; zinc ion binding. The record is from RefSeq and is a predicted model, not a curated record. The coding region runs from base 100 to 2571 and encodes 823 amino acids. Gene Ontology annotation, cellular component: nucleolus. Lineage: Eukaryota; Metazoa; Chordata; Actinopteri; Siluriformes; Clariidae.
CAUGAGCCUCAAAUCCCAGCGCAGGAGGCGGGAUGUUAUUCUCCGGACUGCAUUUGGGGGACAGAGCGCAGUUUACUGGGUGAUACAGAAUCGAAACAAAUGGAUGAUCUGGAGCCCAAAAAGGACGACCUGCCUUUAAAAGCUAACACAAAUCACAUCCUAGUCAAGCAUUAUGUCCUGAACCUCAGUGUGGACUUUCAGACAGAAGAAAUUGGAGGAAGUAUCGUCCUUUUCCUAGAACCGCAUAAAGGAUGCGACAGGACAGGGGAGUUAGAAUUGGUAUCCCCAUCCCAUGAAGGUGAUUUAAACUCUCAGUUUGUUCAUGAUGGUGAAAAAGCCAAUGACUUUACAAAUGUCACCCAUACAUUUGAAGACAUAGGCUCACAAGGAAGCCAAAAUCACGCAAAUGCCAUACCAGGGGAUGAUGGAAGUGAGGACUUCACCUUAAUUUUAGACUGCUGUGACCUGUUGGUGUCUAAGGUAGAAGAAGUGGAUGUAUGUACUGUUUCUGAACUCAGGAAUCUUCUAGAGGUUGAGCGGGUGGUUCUGGACAUCACUCAGGAUUCAUCAUUUGAUUUAGUGCAGAGGCUCAUCUCUCUUCCUUCAGACAGAUGGAAAGAGCAGCAGGAUCUGUAUUUCCAGUGCAGCUGUGCGCCUGCUGUGAGUCAAACCGAGCCUUUACUGUUUCACAUGGACCAGUGGAGUCUUCAAAUUAAGAAGAAGGGGGUUCAAUCUCCGGAUGCUUUCCCUCGCACUAUUAGGAUCUGGUACAAGACAAAGCCCACAGGAGGCUCUGUGAGGUGGACCAAGGACCAGGAUGAUGGGCGCUGUGUUUACACCAUGGGCUCACCAAUUAAUAACCGGGCUCUCUUCCCCUGCCAAGAACCACCUGUUGCAAUGUCAACGUGGCGGGCCCAAGUGAAAGCCCCGUGUGAAUAUAUGGUUCUGAUGAGUGGUGAGAAUCAGGCUGUUCCUGUACCUGACGAGACAGGUUUUUUACAAUGGGGUUAUUACGUUACUAUGCCGAUGCCCGCCUCGACUUUUACCAUAGCAGUUGGUAAGUGGCAGGAAGCCAAAUCAUUGCCUCACAACCAAGAAGAGGGAAAAAGUGAGAAGACUUGUGCAAAAUUAGACCACAGAAACUUUGAUUAUCCAGGAAUUUGGCUUGAGAACCAAAGCAGUGAAAACCAAGGCUUACAUUACAAAGAGGAAGAUAAGAGGAAAUUUUGCAGCCAUGUGGAUUAUCCGUGCCGUUUCAUGCACCAAGCGUCUAUUGCCCAGGUUGUCAUACCCCACCGCGUUUUUGCCCCAUCCUGUCAUUUGCACAAGGCUGAAUCCACGCUCCUGCAUCUUUUGCCUCUCUGUUUGGCUGCGGCUCACUCUGUAUUAGGCAUCCAUCCGUUCUCUCGCCUUGAUGUGCUCAUUGUUCCUCCAGGGUUCUCCAGUCUGGGCAUGGCCAGCCCACAUAUCAUCUUCCUGUCCCAGAGUGUUUUAGAAGGUAACAAAAUCCUUUGUGGGACAAGGUUGUGCCAUGAGAUUGCUCACUCCUGGUUUGGUUUGGCCAUCGGGGCACGGGACUGGACAGAGGAGUGGAUCAGUGAAGGAUUUGCUACAUUCCUAGAAGAUGUGUUCUGGGCCAAAAUCCAGCAGUCCCAAGUAGGCAGCUCUGAGAAUGAGGAGCAGAAACAGCUGAAGGCUCUGCUACGCUGGAGAAGACUGAAGGAUGAGAUCGAGAACUCAGAAGAGGAGCUGCAGGUCCUUAGGCCCAAUAAGGACACUACAGGAGAGGUCAGCGAGUCUGGAGCCUCCGUCGUGAAGCAUGCCCUUAACCCGGGAAAACCAUUCAUGCAAGUGCACUACCUCAAAGGUUACUUUCUCUUGAUGUUCCUGGCUGGUAAAGUGAGCGAGGAGGACUUCUUGAGCUUCUUCAGACUUUUCGUGAGAAGAUUCCACGGCCAGCUUAUCCUGUCUCAGGACUUUCUUCAGAUGUUUCUGGAUACAUUCCCAGCUUUGAAAAGUCAAGGUGUUACUCUCGAAUCUAUUUACUCAGACUGGCUGGAUUCACCUGGAAUUCCAAAGUGGCUCGGAGAAGCCAGCUCGAAGUGGUCUCAGUCUCCGGCAGUCACACGAGUCACACAGGAGGUUGUAAAAUGGAUGCACCUCAGUGGCGGCACUCGAAAGGGCACCAAGCGGAAGAGAGCAGGGCCCAAGGUGAACUUCAAAGAGUUGAAUCCGUGGCAGUUGGUCCUGCUGUUGGAAUUCCUGCUAGAGGAGACAAAACUCAGCACAUCCUGUCUCAGCCUGCUGCAAACCACAUACAGACUGCGGAACCAGGAUGCUGAGGUGAAACACAGAUGGUGUGAGCUGAUAGUCAAGCAUAAAUAUGCAGCUGCAUACAGAGAUGUUGAACACUUCCUCAUUCAUGACCAGGCUAUGGGUGUAUAUCUGUACGGCGAGCUGAUGCUGCAGGAAGAUGGACAUCAGCAGGCGUUAGCGCGACAAUGCCUGUCAGCAAUCAGAGAUGAUAUGGACCAAUCAGCACGCAGGAUCGUGGAAGAAAUGAUCCUCUAAUUGAGGAAAGGAGCAGGACAUGAUGCAGGCUCUCUUCUUCAGGCUCAGGCAUCCGAGUGUGAAGCAGCUCAGGAAUAUCCACAGCAGCACACAGGCACUUGACAUAACAGCUAAUCACCACUUUUUCUUUUCAAGGAGGGUAAAAAUGUGUAGUUGUACAGGACAACUGAGAAAAAGGCAUCCUUUAGAUGCCUAAAGAUCCACUAGACCACAGCGACAGAGGAAACAAAUACAUGGCAUCUGUUUGUUACAAACGUGGCAAGAUGACUUUGAUUUAAACAUGGAAGCAUUGAUAAUGUACAUACAGUACUUUGGAAAGACUGAAAUGUCAGUUUCUGUUAUUUAAUCCUACUUUGGUCACUGGAUGCUAGAACUACUGGGGAGUUACUGCUAUACAGCCAUUUUUGCUGUUAUUUUUGCACCAUGUUAACUAGGCAGUAGAAUAGUUUGUAUCAUAAUAGUGCUUACUUCCAUUGUGACUGUUAUGUAUUUCCAUUGUUAAUUCUGUUGAUCUUUUUGUAUAACACUUUCUAAGGAAUCUUUUUAAAUAAAAUAUUUUCUAAAACAUGUUUUUUA